Nicotiana tabacum (common tobacco) is the source of this 948-nucleotide messenger RNA. The record is from RefSeq and is a predicted model, not a curated record. NCBI's taxonomy places the organism in Eukaryota, Viridiplantae, Streptophyta, Magnoliopsida, Solanales, Solanaceae.
AUGAAGGGAGACUACUAUCGCAAUUUAGCAGAGUUCAAAUCAGGGGAUGAUCGUAAAGAAGCUGAUCAGUCACUUAAAGCUUAUGAGGCUGCUACUGCCACAACUAGCGCAAAUCUUGCUCCUACUCACCCAAUUAGACUUGGACUUGCAUUGAACUUCUCAGUCUUCUACUAUGAGAUUCUGAAUUCACCUGAGAGGGCAUGCCACUUGGCCAAGCAAGCAUUUGAUGAAGCUAUUACCGAACUUGAUAGCCUAAGUGAAGAAUCUUACAAGGACAUCACCCUUAUCAUGCAGCUUCUUCUAGUGAGAAAAGAUCAUGUUAGACCAAGUAACUAUUGGAACACUCUUUCAAGAAGGGACAUCGCAAAUAUCGAUGAGUACACUGAUGAGAAAAUGGUUGUUGUCCAAGUUAAUGCUAAAGCACGAAACUUGCUUUAUAAUGCUAUAAGUGGAGAGGAAUAUGAGAAAAUUUCAAGCUGUGACACGGCCAAGGAAAUGUGGGACAAAUUAGAAGUUACCUAUGAAGGAACUAGCAAAGUGAAUGAAACCCGGAUAAAUCUGUUAGUUCACGACUAUGAACUCUUCCAGAUGAAAGAAGGUGAAUCCAUUGAGGAAAUAUUUGCACGGUUCAGCAAAAUCAUUGGCGAUCUGAAAGCCUUUGGUAAAUCCUACUCAAGUGCUGAUCAAGUUCGAAAAAUCUUAAGGAGUUUGCCUACAACAUGGCAGACAAAAGUAAUUGCGCUUAAAUCUCAGGACCUAGACAAAUUGUCAUACGAUGAGCAACAAGGAGAUCUUAUAGCAUUUGAGAAAACACAUCUCGAGAAAAUGCGUCAGGAAGAGAAAAAGAAACAGUUGCCUUCAAAGCUGCAACUGAAAGAAUUGAGAAUAAUAUUGAUGAUGAUGCAGAAGCUCUUGAAGAAGAAAUUGCUAUGGUUUCAAGAAAUAUGA